GCGGCCCCGGGGUGGGGCCGAGGCGCCGCCGCUGCACCGCCGCGGCCUGGCCAUGCUGGACUUCGCCAUCUUCGCCGUCACUUUCCUGCUCAUCCUCGUGGGCGCCGUGCUCUACCUGUACCCGGCAUCUAGGCAAGCAUCAGGUAUCCCUGGGCUGGCUCCAACUGACGAAAAGGAUGGCAACCUGCCAGAUAUCAUUGUCAGUAGCAGUUUACAUGAGUUUCUUGUGAACCUUCAUGAGAAAUAUGGGCCACUGGUCUCCUUCUGGUUUGGAAGGCGUCUUGUUGUCAGCCUCGGCUCCAUUGAUCUCCUGAAACAACAUAUUAACCCCAACCGAUUGUUGGAUCCCUUUGAGACAAUGCUGAAAUCCCUCUUGAGGUACCAGUCCAGCCUGAGUGGGGAUACAGGAGAGAGCCACAUGAGGAGAAAACUGUAUGAGAACAGUGUGACCAAGUCCUUGCAAAGUAACUUUGCUCUCAUCCAGAAGCUGUCAGAAGAGCUGCUGGCCAAAUGGCUGUCUCUCCCUGAGGCACAACAUGUGCCACUCUGCCAGCACAUGCUGGGCUUUGCCAUGAAGUCUGUCACGCAGACAGCUAUGGGCAGCAGCUUUGAAGAUGACCGGGAAGUCAUCCGAUUCCGCAGGCACCAUGAUGCAAUCUGGUCAGAGAUUGGAAGAGGUUUCUUGGAUGGGUCUCUUGACAAAAACAUGACUAGGAAGAAGCACUAUGAAGAUGCUCUGGUGGAGAUGGAAUCCAUCUUAAGGAAGGUUACAAAGGAGCGCCGAGGCAGAUCAUUCAACAGACAUGUCUUUAUAGACACCUUGCUGCAGGGGAGCCUGAGUGACCAGCAGAUUCUGGAAGAUACAAUGAUUUUCUCUUUGGCAGGAUGUGUAAUCACCGCUAACUUGUGUACCUGGGCAGUCUAUUUCCUGACAACCUCAGAAGAUGUUCAGCAGAAUCUCUACAAGGAGAUGGACCGUGUUCUGGGGAAGGGACCAAUUACACUUGAGAAAAUUGAGCAGCUCAGGUACUGUCGGCAAGUCCUGUGUGAGACAGUGCGGACAGCAAAGCUCACCCCCAUUGCUGCACAGCUGCAGGAGCUGGAGGGCAGAGUUGACCAACAUACUAUCCCCAAAGAGACACUUGUGCUUUAUGCUCUUGGUGUGAUGCUGCAGGAUAGUUCAUCUUGGCCAUCACCAUACAAGUUUGACCCAGACAGAUUCAAUGAGGAAUUAGCCAUGAAAAACCUCUCCUUGUUGGGUUUCUCAGGAAGCCAGGAGUGCCCGGAGUUGAGGUUUGCCUAUAUGGUGGCCACAGUUCUGCUGAGUGUCCUGGUAAGGAAACUGUAUCUCCACCCAGUGAAAGGACAAGUCAUGGAGGCAAAAUACGAACUGGUAACCUCACCAAAGGAGGAAGCCUGGAUAACGGUGUCUAAGAGAAGCUAAGAGAAUACAGAACAAGGGGUUAAAAGUGACAGCAGUGAAGUUCUGAGUAAGGGUCUUAAUAAGAAUCAUACUGGCACCAAGGAAUUUUAUAUCCAGAUUUUUUUACCUUCAAUAUUCUUAACCUCAUGCCUAUCUUGGGUACUUUCUCUAAUUCAACCAUUAGUCAUAUUAAAGUAGAUUUAUCUACAUGUCUUUUUUAUAUUUGCUUUUGGAUCUCUGGCCAAACCUUUGCAAGGAAGCAACAAAAUCUUGCAGUGGUAUAUGUAUGAACUAAUGUUUCAACUAGUGAAGGACCAGAGCUCUGGUUAACCCAGCCGCUUUCCAAUAGCAGCCAGAGCUGGGUAAGAGUGCCCCUCUUAUCCAGUGGAAUUCUUCUUCCUGAAUCCUAGCUAAAUAAGACCUUGAAGACACAAGGUCAAAGCCUUUCUCUAUAUAUAGGUAUUUUUAUUCAAAGUGUCUUUCCCUCCCUUGAGCUAUAUCUGUCAGGAAGAGCAGAUAUAUCCUGUGAGAAGUAUGUGUGAGUGUGAGAAAGAGAGAAAUAAAGUGGGGUGGGAAUAGCACCACUAGUUGUCAUGCUGUGUAAUCUCGCUAUGCUGUGGGGUUGCAAGAAAAAGAAUGACUGAGAAAUGCUAGUAAAUCAAGAAGAAUAAAAUUGGUUUGGCCCCUGAGAAAACAGAAGCAUCAGUAAUAAUAUAAUGAAAUGAAAUAAAACUGCAGAGCAAAGCCCCAAGAAAGGGAGUCUAUCCUGACAAUUCCGAGGGCAGUGUCUAAUCUGAUCAACAUCAGAAAUUGACAGAUGCUUGCAAUUUAUUCAGCACUGGGUCAGUAUGAGACUGGUUAUGCAAAUACUGGAGAGUGCUGAUUUCAUAGGGCUCCAGAUUAAUGUUGUACUUAAUAACUUAAAAGCCUUUCAAAGAAUCCUCUUCCUCCUCCAAAAUGUGUGCUUGCCAAAGGAGCAUCAAAUGCUGCAUAUUCAUAUGCUUUUUCCUGCUUCUUCCUUUCUUUUUUGCCAAUCAUAGGAUAGCUCCAUUCAGAGCCCCACUGAAUGGUUUGCAAGGCAGGAACCUCCUACCCCAUCAUCACAUUGGAGUAAUUGCCGUCUGACUUACUGUUCACGUUGUGGUUCUUCCCUUUUUUCUCUUACAUUUCUCUCUUUAUCUGAUCUUUUUAAGCCUUUUGUCCAUACACCUGACUUCUCUGUUAUCUCCAGUUCCUAGCCCCCUUCCCAGCCAGCAGCUGUGUGGUGGUAGGUGAGGGGUUUCUCAGCCUGCAGCUGUGUCUGCUUAAGCCAUACACAGCUGCCUGUGCACCACAGAGCAGGCCAAGAGUGUGUGCCUCCCAUUAGAGCUGCUUUUACUGCUUGUGGAGACAGAGUACACGUAACUGGGAACUGCAGUUUUUAUUUCUGCAGAUGUUGGUAUUUUCACCGGUACCUUCCAGGUCAGGAAAUCUGCUGCUCUUUUAAAAAUGUUUUUGCUCUUGUCUGAGGUGUGCCAGCCUGAAUGCAGUCCUGUCAGCUCUUACAGGGUUAACAGCUGAUGCCAUCCUCUGUGGGCACCAGACAAAGACAAUUCUGCUCUUGGCUUUAACAUGUCAGAUCUGCUUUUGGUGGAGCUGUGGAGAUUCAGAUGCCCCCCAGUGUAGCUUCUGUUGGGGAAGAGUGAUACAGAGAUGUUAGGCAGAAAAAGGGGAGUUGUGCAGUUCAGCUUCCUGUCUUUCUUGCAUUGAUUUUUAUAAUGAACUGCAAGAAAGCUCUUGCUAAUCUGACCUCCACUUCACUAAAGGUUGGUCAUGUCCCCAGAUGGCAAUUCAUGUUAGCCUUUGCUUCACUGCUUAUGCAAAAAGGCCUAUUUUUCUUGAAGGUUGCAGAUGUUUCCCAAACCUUCUGGAAAAAUCAGUGUGGUAAAGAAUUUAAUUUUAAAACAUUCCUGGAUGUGCAGAGGAGGCAAAACAAAGACUAAGUUACUGCCUUCUUUGGAAAAUAUGGUGGGAUAGCAUUGUCCCUGCUAGGAACAGCACAAGGAAUAUAAUUGGGUGAUGAAGACCUGCUUUAGGAGUGACGCUUUCAAACACUAGGAAAGUUUCCCAAGUGUAAUUGUCCAGAUUUCUGUUACAGCAUUUCUCUGCCUUGUGGAGCUGAUCAAACUGCCUUGCAACAGCCCCUUCCCCAGUUACAGGAAUCAAAACCAGGAGUGAGUCCAUAUAAUUUUUUAUGAAUUUUCCAUUAGCCUGCACCCAUAGGCUGUGCUCAGUCUGGACCAGUGAUCAAGCCUGCUACAGGAGUCUGUGACUGAUAGAGGAGAAGAAUGUGGCUCAGUGUGCUGGAGAAAGCCAGUGAUCAGUUUGUGUUUGCUCAAAACUGCUGUCAAAAAAACACCCUGACUUACCAGUUAAGGAAAUGUGUUGAGCAUAGAGGGAAAGGAGGGGGGUAAGGCACUUUCAGGCAUUUGUAAUGCACUGCUGGGAGUGACACUGAGGUCGCAGCCACAUUGCUGAAGUCUGUAGGUUUCCAUUCCUUGCUCUAUGUGUGUCAGUCACUUCAGACAACCCAACUAUGGCGGUUUAGUGGAACACUCAUCAGCCCAGCCAUGGAUCCUUGUGCAGCAAAGUCCUUUUUUUGUAUGGGAAUGUUCAUGGAAUAAGAGCUUUCUUAGGAAGUGUUAAUCUGUUUUGAUUUGAAGAUUGACAUAUCAGCUUUCUCCCAUUUCUGCCCUCAUCCCUUGUCUGGCGUGCACUGGUUCUUGCUGGGCCUGGUUUCCUAAGGACUUGUGUUCAUAGGGUGUGUCCCCUCCCCACUAACUUCUGGCCAAUUUCCCCUUUCUCUUACAAGAACUAACUUCUGAGCCCUAGGGCCACACCAGCUGCAUUUGACAGGGAUUUAAAUUUUCUACACUGUUGUGUUCCUGCAGAUUUUGUGAGGAGAGAAGAUGACUGGGAUGGGGGUCUAUGCUAGCCAUGUCACAAGAUUGUGGGCACAGCAUUGUUGAUGCCAGCCCGGGGAAAAGCCUGAGUCAGUGCCUGCACUGAUGGAGGUGUAACCAGUCUCAGGAGCCCACUCAACAGAGCACAGGGGUUUGUCAGUGCUGCCCAGACCCACACACAUGUAUAAAGUCCAGAGAUGCCUUCUGCCUGUUAUGUGGGGAUAUGGGCAAGCAUUGCAACCCGUGCAAAGAAAUGUCUUAGUCUAGGAAGAAAGCCAAGAGGGGGAGGUUGCUUCUAGAAUAUAGGGAAUUGUUGCUUUUUAUGCUUCAUAUUCCUGCUCUACAACAGCAAGCUGCUUUACGAAUUUGACAGGAUGGUUUUGAAAAGCACACAGAAAAGCUGUCAUUUCAUUCCUUAGACUCUUUCUGUAGGACAAGUUUCUACAGAGAGCUGCAAACUCAGGAAAGUUAAGAGCCCAAGUGUAUCUCUGCGCCUGUGCAACCUGCUGCCCUCAGAAGCAGACAGGUAGUGGGAGCAGCCAGGCCAUUGCUAAUGCUCUUUAUGACUGGCAAAGCCUUUUACUUUUGCCCCUUGUCCUGGUGGCAGCUGGUGAGGCAGUUGUUAGCAAUUUUGAGCAGAGCAGACAGUUUACUGACUAGCCUCCCAUUGCCUCCAAAAUACCCAUGAAUGCCAUUAUCUCUACAUUUUAAUUAACAUGAGCUACAUACAGAAGCACCAUUGCAAAUUAAUAUACUGUUAAUAAUAGUAAUAUCCUUCUGUUCCCAGCAGUUUAAGGACUUGCUGGCAGUGGCUGUGGCACGCACCACAGAGUUUAGGGCUACAUGUUUUAUUUUCCAUUGUUACAUAGAAAGGAUGGUCUUGGCAAUUUCUGUCUUACUUGCUGCAGAAGUAAAUGUUGGUUAUAGGGCAGGGUGGAUGUUUGCUGAUUUGAAGUCCCUUGGGCAGCUGUUGUGCCAGUUCCCCAACAGCUGUGCAGUUACAUGAACUUGGGGCUGUUGGCAGUCCAAAUUGGGAAAACACUCACCUGCAUAGUCAAUUAUUGACUUCCUUUUUGUGCUCAGAUUGUCUUGUGGCUUUGGGACAAAAGGAAGGUGGUACAUACUUUCCUGAAUACCUUCAGGAAAAAAAGGAAAAUCUUCAUUACUUGAGGGUUAUGCUACCAGGAAGUGAAACUGUUUUAAUGACCAUGGCAGCUCCUGUUCUUUCCACUUGUCCAAAGCAAGAACUUUUGCUAGAAAAGAUUCCAGGCAUUUCUCUGGAGCCUGAGAACCCAUCUUGACACCUCUUUGUUAUUAAGCUUGGGAGUGGGUUUUAGCAAUGACUUUUCAACUAAACAAAAGGCCUGUUUGACAUCUCUUAGAAUUCAAUGCCAGGGUUUUGGUGGUAGCAGACAGAGAAGAGGAACUACCACAUGCAGGAAAAAGAAAGACGAAGAAAAUGUUCUUCACAUAUGGAGGGUGGGGAAGAAGACACGGUAAAGGUUUCCAUAGCAACAUUCCUUGAAGAGAAGUAUUUUUAAAUCUGUGAAUUUUAGCAUCAGAAACACAGUUGUGUUUCCCACAAAAAGAUUUGGGGGAGGGCUGGAGUGGAAAGAAUUUUUCCCCCUACUUUUCAGGUCAUUCUAGUUUCUUUUACUGAGGAGCCUGCUCCCAAGAUAAAUGAAGUAUGUGUGAUUUCUAUGAUCUUAAUGCUCCUGUAAGAAAGCCUGCUUCCAGGAGCAGGAAGCAUCAGUCAUAGUUCUAUAUCUGCUCCAACAUCUUUGGCGCAAGCACUUGAUCAUCUCUUUAAUGGGAAAAGUAGUUCAAAUAAAUCAAUGCUAGACCACUUAAAAGUCACAAGGACAAAUCUUGUAGGAUUUUACAUUAAAACUAGUGUAACUUGGCACAAAAUCUUAAUUUUAGUUGAUGUACAGUUAAGUGAUAGUAGUUGUGAUGAGGUAGCUGAGGCCUUUUGCCUUGGCCAGAGGAGAGGGUGCAGAACUGAAAGAGCAGAGAAACCAUCUAAAAGAUGUCCCUGAUGAACAUCUUGGUUACUUUGAUGAAAGUGAAGUGGUGAAACAUGCCUGUAGUAGGACAAGUGAUGCUCCAGUGACACACAGAAUGCUUGCUCUUACUGUGGGGGUGUCAGUGCUGGGGCCACCUCUGAACCUCUCUGAAGCUUCUCUGCUCCGGUCUCUGCAGUGCAGAGCAACUCACGGGCAUUGGCACGCUCUGCUCCCACCUCCCUGCUGGCAUCCAGGCAGGUCAGCUCUGUCACGAGCCUGGCACAUCCAAUGCUGUGCCUGUUUGGCUGCUAACUUUGAAGUCUCACCAAAAAAGGUUUCUUUUUUUUUUUUUUUUUUUUUAAAAACAGUUGCUUCCAGUUCAGUGGUGACUCAGACACUGCAGCAAGGAUGAAGUGAUCAUCUUCCCCUUCAGAGCUUUACAGCAGAAGGCCCUGAGUAUUCUCUCUAAAAGAGGGCUUGGUGAGCCCAGCCAUCAACUGGAUUCAGUUCUUUGAUUUAACUGAUGGAAAAAGAUACUCCAGCAGUGCUGUGUACCUGCUAGCUCAGAGCCCGUGUUUCAGCAAUAGACUAAAUGAUUCCUAAAGUACUUUGUAUUCAGAAGCCCUGGGGAGGGGAGGCUGGGAGGGAAUGAAUAGUCAUACAAAAAACAGAAGGGACGAUUCACCCAUUAAGACUUUUUUUCUGACCAAACUUCUCUUGGCCAUGAAUCCAGGAAAGGAACAAAAAUCUAUUGCAAUAAUAAGAGAAAAAAAGUAAGUAAUAUUUGGCCAUUUAUCUUUUAGGGGGAAGGAGAGGAUGCAGAUAACGGUGUCUAAAAAAGCAAAAUUCAUACUGUCAAAAGUGUGGAAAUCAGUGCUUGGCAGCAUUGUUUCAUAUUGGCCAAGACCUGAUACAGAAUAAGCAAGGCUCAGAUCUAAGAGACUAAGAUCAACUUCCCUACAUCUUCACUGAUAAAACCUACCAGCAGCAGGUGCUUGGGGAGGAGUAGAGUGAGCCAUGAGAGUCAACAGGAGCUGACAGGGAUGCCUGCAAGAAUACAUCAUUGCCUAUCAUGGGAAACCAAUGGUUGCAGCCACCCCACAUUCAUUGAUAAGCGAGAUAUUUGGGAGCAGAGAGAGCACUUUGUUCUUCUGCUGUGCAGAAUUCAUACUGAAUUUGACAGACCCUGCACCUGGAUUUGAAGUACUGUUCUAAAAGGAGGAAGCAGAUUGAUUGCUUGUUAACAGAAUGCUCUAAAUUAACCUCAGCCAUGGGCCUGGUUCUGCAAUCCUUUGCAUGACUAUUAUUUAUGCUGUACAAUUGCAUUGAAUACCAUUGACUGUCCAAUAUGUUGGUCUGGCACAGCUGCACUGAAGUUCUAGUUGUGGCUUUCUGUUGUUGGAACCCAAGUUUUUGGAUCUGCUUGGAUACUUGGAUUUUGAAUACUCCCAAACAGUCAAGCACCUACUUGACUAAACACCUAGAUGUCUUUAUAAGUCUAGUAUUGCCAUAAUGCAAAGAAAAAAGGAAAUUAUAUGGAAGUUGUCUGGCCUCUGCUUUCAUAUCCCAGCAGUGAUAAGCAGGUAGAGUCUGUUGCUGUAUAUACACUGUAGUUCACAGUGAAUGCCUUUUUUGCUUGAGGAAGUUUGAUGGUGAUUUUUACAUAGUAAAGAUGAAAAUACUGCAAGCAUGCAUCACGCAUUAGCCUUUAUAUAUUUUAUAGCUGUACUGUUCCAGUGUGGCAAACUGAGCUGAGCAAUCACAUUUUCUCAAUUACCUUCAAGAACUGGAAAUCUUUAUCACCUCUGUGUUUGUUUCUCCCACUACUGCUGCACUGGUCUUCAAAUUGUCACCAGAGCUAAAAAUCUUCAUGCUGUAAAUUAAACUGUGAUUUCAAAAAAUUUUACAGUACAGUCUCCUCAUAAAACUCCACAAGUCUUUUUCUGAUGUGACUCACUCAAUUACUCAUGUGGGCAGACGUUCAGAUAAUAAAAGUGGUUAAUGGAAAGCUGUGAGAAAUACUGCUGGAUUCUGAGGAGGCAGCCAGGGGGAAUGUACCGUGGGUAUUUUAUCCUAAGAGCUGCUGAAUUCACUGAGCUCCCAGCCAUUUUUUUAAGAUAAAGAUUUCUCCAUUCUGCUUUUUGCUUUGUAUGAAAACAGCUUGAAAUAUCAGAUUGGCAACAGAGAAGCAAAAGCGCACCAGCUGUAUGUGUUUGCUCUUCUGCUCCUCUUCCUACAUAUUAGAGAUGAUAGCUAGUCUAUGCCCUGAAAUAAUCCCUUUAUCCUAGUGAUGUAUACACCUAAACAACAGUAUUCUAAUGAGCUGUGGAUUUCUGAAUCAAGGAGCACAACUAACAAGUGGCUAAAAAACCUCUUUCGCUGGAAGUGCCACGUAUACUGACAAGGAUCAGAUUUUUCUGGAAUUAAUAAAAUUAAGAGAUUUGGCCUUGAGAUUUGGUGUGCAAUAGGUCAGGAAAUACAUCUAGAAAACAGGUUUCAAUGACAUUUCAGUGAGUGCACAUUAGAGGAAUAUGUCACCUUUUGACAUUGGUGAGGCAGAAAGGAACAGAAAAGUAGUAAGGUGGAUGUGAGAGCUCCACUACCUGAUGAAAUUAUACAUGUGUGAUGGCUUCAAAGAGACUUAGAAUUAAGGCAAACUGGAACUAGUGUAAGUGGAUGAACUGAUUAUAGAGCUAAGGGCUCGCUGGCAUUUGCAGAAAUUAAUUCUUGGUUGUGUGGCUCUGAGGCUGCUAGAUUUUUGGGGGAUGUGCUGCUGCAGUUGCUGUGUGAGCCCAUUCCAACAACAAUGCUGGAUAUAGAAAGAGAGAAGACUUGAAGAUACGCUCAUUUUUGAUAUGAGCUGGGAGGGAGACUAUGGUUUGACUUGUAAAACAGAGCUUCUGGCACAGAGAAGCAGUGCAUGGAUGUUGAGGCUCUGGACCAGAGAAAGUAAGCUGUCAGAUUAUAUUUAGCAACUAUAUGCUGCAAGAAAGCACAGAGAGGGAAGAAGGGGAGCGAUUGCAUAGCUGAGUGCCAUGGGUAGUGAGCGCACAGAGCAGGGAAUGAGGCUGUUAAGAGAGGAUGAAUUGCCUUGGAGUUCCUGAUUCAAAUAAAUCUCUAUGUGAGGCCAGGUAUCUGCACAGGUGUGUAUGAUUCCUUUGAUUACCAGAGCUCAGCUUUAUUUAUCCAUCAGUAAUACCCUAGACUCCCAUUAGGUGAAGAGUGACCAGCCUGUGGCCUUCCAGUCAUUCCCCUCUGCCCUCACUCUAGGGAUGUCUCCUGCAGCAAUCCCAUUCCUAGCUGGGGAAGCAGUAGUCUCAGAGGGGCUCUUGAAACCAAUGUCCUAAGGUGCUGUACAGCCCAGUUGCACACCCAGCUCAGUCCUAACCCACUAGAAUCUUGUUAGCUAAGGCUGUCAUCUGCAAAAUAGGUUAGGUUACCCUGCUCCAUUUGAAUUCAGGGAUGUGAAUCCUCCAUUGUGUUUUCUGGAAAGCCCAGUCCUAAAUAGAUAAAGAUGGAAAAAAAAUUUCUUACACCUGUGUGAGACAAAUCAAACCUUACAUGCUGACACAUGGCAGCUGAUCAUUUGAGUCCUGUCAUAUACUCCAGGGUGCAGAGAUUGUAAUUUUGACUAGUUUACAGCUGGAUGGGCGCAGCUUAGGUUCUUAACUCGUUCCUGCUAAAAGCUCACUUGUAUGAUUCAGAGAUGCUUUUGCCUUUGAAAUAAAUAAAGCCUUUAAGCUCCCUCUCAGAGGAGACGUGUGGGGAGGCCUGGCUGCCUUCUGUGCAUAAAUAUUUCUGUCAAACUGGGUUCAGACUCAGGUGGGUGAAACGACUGCGCCCAUGGGGAGCCAUCAGUCUCCACCUCCUGUUAGGCAGUACUGCAUCACUGAGAUUUGUGUUGUUACCAUACUGUCAGAAUUAGCUGUGGGUAAGAGAAAGGGCUGAAAUGCUCCUGUAUGUUCGCCAAACAGGAGGACAGAGCAGCUGGGGGAGGAGGGAGAUGAAGACAGUAGUAGUGAAGAGAAGCUGUGCAAGGAGAGGCUGCCUUUACAGCCUUUGGAAAGGGGAUUGCUUGUCCAGGUGUGUGAUAGGAGGAAAGAUGACUUCAAAGAUGUGAUUAAUUAUGCUUCCUCUGCAAGGGAGAGUUAUGCUAGUUACAGAAACAACACACAUUAGGUUUGGUGGCUCCUAAGAAUAUGCAAAGUCAUAAAAUACUUUUAAAGUGGUUUAUGUGGUAAAAGCAGGAUUACAAACAGAACAGGAUUAGAAAAGCUUCAGGGUGCAAGUUCCUGGAGUUAUGCAAGUACCUAAAAAUCUGAACUUUUUAUUUCAGGAAGAAACAAAGACCUCAAAAAAUGGUUCUGACUGUUGCAGCUGCUGCAGAUCAAACUUGAAAAUGUGAAAAAAGCAUCAGUAGGUCAGUAACAGUGAGACAGAAUCAAUAGUACAGAGAGGAUGAAUUUUUGUAUGUGCUGUACUGGAGCAUUAACUACCCUUCAGCGGCUCAGUGGCCAUAUCAGACCUUACCUGGGGGAUGCCACAGGGUCAGGACAGACUGGAAGAGAACUGGCAGUUGGUCUGGGUUAGCAACUUAGAGAAGAAAUACCAGCAGGAAAAACAAAUUAGAGCUGUUCUUUCCUCCCCUAUUCCCUGAAUGCUUGUUGUUUGAACCCUUGGAAGGAAACUGAUGAGCAACUAUGCUUUGUGCUGGCCUUUCUUUGAGACCAUUUGUUGCUUGUUUUCUUUUAAAGUCUGAAAUGUUAGAAAGAGAUAAUUAUUCUUCCUAUUUGGCUUGACCUCCUGCUUCCUGGGAGUGUACCUCCCCUUGUACUGGCUCUGUCCUCACACAGUGCUCUGUUGAAAGAAAGUUCAGCAGAGAACUAGAAAAAAGCUUGGGAUUUGGAACAAGACGUGCCCUCAAACAGACGGUCUGAAUCUCUGCAACAUGUCCUGUUCCUCUCUGGAGGUGCUGUGAGGUAUCAGAUGUCAGUCAUGCACUAGGUGGUUCUGAAAUAGCAAUGUUAGGGAAAACACUUCCAUGAGUUGGAAGUUGCUCCAUCAGUCACCUCUCCUACCUUUGUGAAGCAAGCCUUUUACCCAGCUGCAGUUUCUCAUAAGCAGGGAGGUUAUCUGUGGCUAUAAUCUUGAUUGCCCAGCAAAUUGCUGAAUGCCUGAGGAAGCAGGAGGAGAAUGUGCAGCUUCAGGGUGUGUGGGCUUUUCAAUCUGGUUUACAGUGAGCACUGGAGAUUGAGUGUUUAAGAUGCCUCUGGAUCCUGACACCAAUUGUUGGAGUAUUAGACAGCUGCAUUCUGUGCUGAGAGGCCACCCCAGCAUUCUGGAAUAGCCAUGGGAGUUAAAUAAACUGCUGUUUGCUUCAGAAGCUUUGGAUUAUGAGACUGGCAAAGAGUGGCUACCCAAGCAGAGGCAGACCCAAACACUGUGUGAGGCAAGCGUGAAGACUAUGUCUCUGUUGGUGGAGUGAAGGUACAUACUUCAGUUACAGGCUAUUUUCUUCAAUUGCCCAAUUUUCCUUCCCUCCCUCAUCCCUCCAGUAAAUGCUACCUUCCUCCUAAAGGGCAUGGACCUAUAUAUCAUCAGUACACAUGACCAAAACUUUGGUGCCAGAGUCCUUUGUCCUUCAUCCAGCUGCAAAUCUGCUCAGCUCCAUGUGAUGCAGCAGCACAGGGAUUUUCAGCUUUUGUUCUGCUGUUUACAAAGAGUGAAAAAGAUAAAAGGAAAAAUGUUCAUAAAACUAGUGCACAAUUACAUAAAGAAGUGAACUGAAAACCUGCAGCAGGAUCUGUCCGAGGUCUGACCUGGUCAUCUCUCCAAAGAGGAUGUUUACUUGCUCCCCUUAUGUGAUGUCUGUACUGUUCAGUUCUCUGUAAAGCAACAAAAAUGGAAGAGACUUUGACUGUGAUUUCUUACUGUGUGCAAAACAUAGGUGGGCUUUGAGGUACCCCAUUUUUCCUUUUCUCUAAUAAAGAAUUGAUGAUUCAAA
Messenger RNA from Poecile atricapillus (Black-capped chickadee), 12375 nucleotides. RefSeq names its product cytochrome P450 20A1. Gene Ontology annotation, cellular component: membrane. The transcript has 13 exons. NCBI's taxonomy places the organism in Eukaryota, Metazoa, Chordata, Aves, Passeriformes, Paridae. Gene Ontology annotation, molecular function: heme binding; monooxygenase activity; oxidoreductase activity, acting on paired donors, with incorporation or reduction of molecular oxygen. Bases 53 to 1444 code for a protein of 463 amino acids. The record is from RefSeq and is a predicted model, not a curated record.